Huiozyma naganishii CBS 8797 is the source of this 495-nucleotide messenger RNA. RefSeq lists its product as uncharacterized. NCBI's taxonomy places the organism in Eukaryota, Fungi, Ascomycota, Saccharomycetes, Saccharomycetales, Saccharomycetaceae. The transcript has a single exon. The coding region runs from base 1 to 495 and encodes 164 amino acids. The record is from RefSeq and is a predicted model, not a curated record.
AUGGCACAUCAAACCGGGGCACCCUUAUAUAUAUAUAUUAUACGUAUACGAUACACGUUCAGGGCAUCCUUAGUCGGGGUCGACCUGCUGCUGCUCGCCCAUGUGCUACUUACAGCGUACCGAAUCACGUGCGGCAGUAGCACGAGGCAGCAACCGAUGUUUACUCGAAGUCAAAAGUUGACUCAUUUGGGCAGUCCACACGUGGCGUGCAUGCGUGGACGCGUGUGUACAACACGGUCAAGGGAACAUGGUUUCCUUGGCAUAGACGGAUCCCUAGCAUAUGUUGCCACGGGUCUGUGUGUUCCCCAUCGCUGUCCUAAUAUGGAAUACUUUCAUGCAUGCGGACAAAACAGUGAAACACAGUAUGCUUGUUUUGGAGCACAAACAGUACACUUACACUUACCGAUAUGUCUCCACCGCUUGGUUAUCGCUCCAGUUUGCGUGAUGACUUUCCUUAAAGAGCACGAGGGGUUUGGAUUACCAUCAUUGCGUUGA